Papilio machaon (common yellow swallowtail) is the source of this 1792-nucleotide messenger RNA. RefSeq names its product cell division cycle protein 20 homolog (gene fzy). Gene Ontology annotation, cellular component: anaphase-promoting complex. The transcript has 10 exons. NCBI's taxonomy places the organism in Eukaryota, Metazoa, Arthropoda, Insecta, Lepidoptera, Papilionidae. Bases 151 to 1776 code for a protein of 541 amino acids. Gene Ontology annotation, molecular function: protein binding; ubiquitin ligase activator activity; anaphase-promoting complex binding. Gene Ontology annotation, biological process: anaphase-promoting complex-dependent catabolic process; positive regulation of anaphase-promoting complex-dependent catabolic process; positive regulation of ubiquitin protein ligase activity. The record is from RefSeq and is a predicted model, not a curated record.
UUGAACGUGUUCUUAUGAAUUAUCAUAAUAAUUAUAAUUAUUGUAAAGUUAAUUUACUGUUGUGUUUGCCUGGUAAAAUAUAACUCAACUUAUGAAAUCAUCGUUUCAAAAUCUAUAAAUUUUGGACUGUGUAGAUAUUUGUAACUAGGAAUGGCCCAGUUCAACUACUUGAACGAAAUAAAUAGUUUGGCCACCAUGGACGGGCCUAUAACGAGAGGUCCAUUGCAACGAUGGAUCAAGAAAUCAAAUAACGAAAACAUAAAUCCCUCAUUGAGCUCAUCGUUGAAAAACAUUUCUAAUGCAAACAUAAGUUCUUGCAAUCAAUCGCUGCAAAAACUGUCGAUUACUGCAAAUCAAAGCUGCAAUAACAGUGCUUUAUCUAAUAGCAAGACACCCACAAGAAAUGAAAAUAAGAAAGGCAAAAAAACUCCGUGUAAAACUAAGUCUCCAGGUCGUUCAACUACACCAACUCCCAAUAAAGCCUCCAAGACACCCAACAAAGCUGACAGAUUUAUACCUUCGAGAAGUAAUUCUAACUAUGACCUGUGCCAUUAUAUGAUGAGUCGUGAUGAAGAGAAAAGCGAAGAGGCAGUGUCACAAAUAGCAGCGAGUGAGGCCAUUGGGCGAGUACUUACUGACACAGAGCCCGGCCGCUUACUGCAGUACACAUGUAAAGCCCCUGCCGCACCUGAAGGAUACCAGAAUAGAUUACGAGUUGUAUACUCACAGGCCAAAGUACCUUCAACAGUGAAAAACAACACAAGAUACAUUCCACAAGCUCCUGAAAGAAUACUUGACGCUCCUGAUAUUUUGGAUGACUAUUAUCUUAAUUUAGUUGACUGGAGUCCAUCUAAUGUGGUAGCAGUGGCUCUUGGUAAUGCUGUAUACUUGUGGAACGCUGGCACUGGGCAGAUUGACCAGCUUCUGACCCUGGAGGGCUCAGAGACUGUCAGCUCCGUCUCCUGGGUGCAAGGAGGCUCACCACACUUAGCCGUCGGCACUUCAUCCUCGACUGUUGAACUGUGGGACUGUUCUAAAAUUAAAAGACUAAGGCUAAUGGAUGGUCACUCUGGCCGAGUGGGUGCGUUGGCAUGGAACAUGUACAUAUUGUCCAGCGGCGGUCGUGACGGCAACAUAGUGCACCAUGACGUGCGCCAGCGCGACCACGCACUAGCCACUGUGUAUGCACAUACAAGAGAGGUGUGUGCUUUGAAAUGGUCGCUGGAUGGUAAAUACCUGGCAUCGGGCGGUAACGACAACCUUCUCAAUAUCUGGCCGCUGGCUGAAGGACAGCAUUACUCUCAGCCACAGUAUUUAUACUCAUUCAACCAACACCUGGCGGCGGUGAAGGGCCUGGCGUGGUGUCCGUGGAGCGCUGGCGUGCUGGCGUCAGGCGGCGGCACCGCCGACAGGACCAUUCGCAUCUGGAACGUCAGCACCGGCACCAACCUCAACACCGUCGACACCAAGUCACAAGUGUGUUCUAUCGUAUGGAGCACUCACUACAAGGAGCUGAUAUCCGGACACGGGUACGCCAACAACCAGCUGAUCAUCUGGAAGUAUCCGACGAUGACGCGUGUGGCCGAGCUGAGCGGACACGUGGCGCGUGUACUGCAUCUCGCACUAUCGCCCGACGGCACCUCCGUGCUCUCCGCCGGUGCCGAUGAGACCCUCAGACUAUGGAAAUGUUUCAUGUUGGACCCGUCUAAGAAGAAAGGCCCCACCGACUCAAAGGCUGCUAAAUCUCUACUCAAUAUGAACUCAUUAAUUAGAUAAAAUGAAUUGACUUAUA